AUGAGACAAGAUAAUCCUAUGGUUGCACCCUCCUUAGUUGGUGAUUCUGUAAGAAAUGUUGAUGAUGCCCAUUCUAGCGAAUCAAGAGACGAACCAAUUGACCAUGCAACUUCAUCAUCAAUGGUUCUGAACAAAAUUCAACCCCAAAGUGGCUCAGUUGAUGGCUCCUAUACAACUGUCGAUGAAUUGAACCGUGAAGGUGCUCUUUUAACGGAUGAAAUGGAUAUGGAUCAAGUCGUCAAUGCAACUGAUAAAGUUCAUGAAGAUCCUGAUGAGCAUAGAAAGUGGCUCAAAUCUUUAAAGAAGAAACAAUUGGAACAAUCCAGAGAUCAUAGCAACAAUAAUAACAACAAAAGCAAUGGAUCUUUAACUGCUUCACCUGUACAUUCCUCGGAGUCAAAAUCGUUGUUAGGUUCUGUGGAUUUGGGUGACGAUCAAAUUACCUUUUCACCUCAAUCUAAAUCAAGGAGUGCUAUUAGAAACUCCUAUGGUGAAUUUAUUAGGGAUGAAUCCCAUAGACCUCAUUUGGCAAAAGGUGAAUCGUAUCAAUCUGCUGGUGGUACAGGAGAAACAUUACCAAUUGAUGAAAAGGAGGAAAGAUUAGGUAGACGUACUGCAAGAUCAUUGGAUACCGGUUCUAGAGAAUAUUUGAGAUCACUUUCCAGAUCGCUCAGCAGAGAUCCCGCUGCACAUAGGAGAAACCAACAGGUUUCUACCGCCGAAGCAGGAGAAAGUUUGGAAAAUGCAAGGCUAUAUAGUACCAACAAUUAUUCUAUCUCUCAAGCUGAUCUUGAGCAUGCUCCUCAUAUUAUUCAAACCUUGAAAGAAGAACCAGAAGAGUCAGAAGAAUCUCACAAUCAUCAUAAACAUGUUCAAACGCCUAAGAGAUCUAACGCAUCACCAUCUUCAAAGGAUACAAUCUCGGAGGAACACGCGACGCACGAAGCGAGGCAUCUUUGA
Zygosaccharomyces rouxii is the source of this 960-nucleotide messenger RNA. RefSeq lists its product as uncharacterized. The record is from RefSeq and is a predicted model, not a curated record. Lineage: Eukaryota; Fungi; Ascomycota; Saccharomycetes; Saccharomycetales; Saccharomycetaceae. The transcript has a single exon. Bases 1 to 960 code for a protein of 319 amino acids.